CUUGUCAAACACAAACAUUUCUUUCAUUACUUGUAGAUUAUAUAACUCCAUAUUUGGUUAUGUAUUAGCCAAAUUGCUUUUAGCACUUGGCAGCAGAGAAAUACAACUCUAUGCAAAAGCAAUAUUUUGAACUCUCACAAAAUUGAUAUGAUGAUUUUGAUUUUUAUUUGGAUAACAGUUUUUCUAGUUUCUCUUACUUGUCUAUGGCUAAGGGGAAGCAAUAACAAAGCAAGGAAAUUACCACCUGGUCCAAAAGGGUUACCAAUUUUGGGUAGCCUUCUUAAGUUAGGGGCAAAUCCUCAUAUUGAUUUGCACAAACUAUCUAAAAAAUAUGGACCAAUCAUGCACUUGCGCUUAGGUUUAGUACCAACCAUAGUUGUUUCUUCACCUCAAGCAGCUGAACUUUUCCUCAAAACACAUGAUCUUGUCUUUGCAAGUAGACCACCAACUGAGGCAGCAAAACACAUAUCUUGGGAGCAGAGGAACAUGAGUUUUGGUGAAUAUGGUUCUUAUUGGCGCAACAUGCGAAAAAUGUGCACAUUAGAAUUGUUGAGCCAUACAAAAAUCAACUCUUUUAGAAGCAUGAGGGAAGAAGAACUUGACAUAUUGAUAAAUUUUAUAAGAGAGGUAGCUAAUGAUGGAACUACAACAGUUGAUAUAAGUGCUAAGGUUUCUACACUUAGUGCUGAUAUGAGUUGUAGAAUGGUUUUUGGGAAGAAGUAUAUGGAUAAGGACUUGGAUGAGAAAGGGUUCAAGAGUGUGAUACAAGAGGGGAUGCAUUUAGCUGCAACUCCUAACAUUGGUGAUUACAUUCCUUAUAUUGCACCACUUGAUCUACAAGGACUAACUAGGCGCAUGAAGACAAUUGGCAAAAUUUUUGAUGACUUUUUUGAGAAAAUUAUUGAUGAGCAUAUACAAUCUGAUAACAAAGAUGACAAGACCAAAGAUUUUGUAGAUGUCAUGUUGGGAUUUGUUGGUACUCAAGAAUCUGAAUACCGAAUUGAACGACCCAAUAUCAAAGCCAUAAUGCUGGAUAUGCUAGCGGGUUCAAUGGACACUUCUGCAACAUCAGUGGAGUGGGCAAUUUCAGAGCUACUAAGAAAUCCAAGAGUAAUGAAAAAAGUGCAGAAGGAGUUGGAAAUAGUGGUUGGUUUAAAGAGAAAAGUGGUGGAAUCAGAUUUGGACAAGUUGGAGUAUUUGGACAUGGUUAUAAAGGAAAACUUUAGACUCCAUCCUGUGGCACCACUACUAAUUCCACACCAAUCCUUGGAAGACUGCAUGGUUGAAGAUUUUUUCAUACCUAAAAAAUCAAGGGUCAUUGUGAAUGCAUGGUCAGUUAUGCGAGACCCAAAUGCUUGGACUGACCCAGAGAAAUUUUGGCCUGAGAGAUUUGAAGGAAGCAACAUAGAUGUUAAAGGGCGUGAUUUUCAGUUCAUUCCAUUUGGUUCUGGCAGAAGGGGUUGUCCUGGAAUACAAUUGGGUUUAACUGUGGUGCGUUUAGUGGUGGCCCAACUUGUGCAUUGCUUUGAUUGGAGAUUGUGUAAUCAUAUGUUACCAAGUGAUUUGGACAUGGAAGAGGAGUUUGGCCUUACUAUGCCUAGAGCCAAUCAUCUUAUUGCUAUCCCUACCUAUCGUCUUUAUAGUGAUGGUGAUUAGAUUCCAAGACAAAUGUAGUUGAUAUUGCAAGUUAUGUUGAUAACAUCGGUUUGAAUAAGACUUGCAGAAAAAUAACCUGUCCUUUUUCAUGGUUUGGAUCCUAUAAAUGAUUUGGGUUUUUUUAACUAUAAUUUGUGUUUCUUUUUAGUUAAGAAAUUAUUAUCUUUUGAUUGUUGCAA
Cicer arietinum (chickpea) is the source of this 1835-nucleotide messenger RNA. Its product is annotated as cytochrome P450 71AU50-like. Gene Ontology annotation, molecular function: heme binding; monooxygenase activity; oxidoreductase activity, acting on paired donors, with incorporation or reduction of molecular oxygen. Lineage: Eukaryota; Viridiplantae; Streptophyta; Magnoliopsida; Fabales; Fabaceae. The record is from RefSeq and is a predicted model, not a curated record.